Messenger RNA from Magallana angulata, 3474 nucleotides. RefSeq names its product glucose-6-phosphate exchanger SLC37A2-like. Gene Ontology annotation, cellular component: membrane. The record is from RefSeq and is a predicted model, not a curated record. Bases 225 to 1502 code for a protein of 425 amino acids. Gene Ontology annotation, biological process: transmembrane transport. The transcript has 14 exons. Lineage: Eukaryota; Metazoa; Mollusca; Bivalvia; Ostreida; Ostreidae. Gene Ontology annotation, molecular function: transmembrane transporter activity.
GAAACUACUCCAGUUUGUUUUGGUUCCACACACGACACCACCGUGAUCGUCCGUCACCGAUACAAACAUGUAUGUUUAGUAAAACCUAUGUCAGAUAAGCAUCAGAUGAGCUAUGAUUUAGUUGAGGGUGGAUAACACCAACGGCACUGAAUUUCCAAAGAUUUUUUUCCACUGGACAUACCUUAGAAACGACUCACAAAUCCUUCUACAGGGAAAUACAAAAAAUGUUUUCGUCACCACUCCAGAGAAGCCAAACCAUUAUUUUUCUCCUCGGAUGGCUUGCAUACGCUUCUACAUACUUGCUUAGAAAACCUCUUGGUGUAGUUAAGACUGAUUUGGAAGAGUCCCUGUCAAUCCCAAAGACACAGCUGGGAUGGUUGGACACUGCCCUACUGCUGCCUUAUGCUCUGAUGCAGAUGUUACUAGGGCCCCUGGGAGACAGAUUUGGACCACGAAGGACCUUUGGAACAUGUCUCCUAUUGUCAGCCAUUUCUAUGGCCACCUUUGGGAGCUGGAGCAACUUCUGGAUGUUUUUCUUCCUUCUCUUUAUCAAUGGAUCAGCACAGGCUCAGUGUUGGCCUAACUGUAUUAAAUGCCUCGGAUCCUGGUAUCCAGACAGUGUUAGGAAUAGCAUGUUUGGAAUGUUUGGGACGUGCGCCUUUGCUGGGGGCAUCAUGGGAACCUCACUGGCAGUCUACUUACAAACUUCCUACUCCUGGAGGAGUGCUUUUUUCCUUCCAUCCAUUAUUGUGGCAAUACUUGGUGCAGUUGUCCUUAUGUUUUUCACCACUCCAGAAGAACAAAAUGUAGAAAUCCCCGGGAAAAUGCAGAGUAGUGCUUCUUCAAAAUCCUCAGGAAAUACAACAUGGCUUCAGAUGUGGAAGAUUCCGAUGUUACCGGAAGUGGCUGUUGCUGUGUUUUGUUUGAAAGUGGUUAGAUACUGCAUGUACAUGUGGCUGCCUAUGUAUCUACUGAAUGCUCUAAAGUACACCAAGGCCCAGGCCGGAAUGUUUUCUACGACGUUUGAAAUUGGAGGAGUCUUAGGAAGUGCUGUCAUAGGAAUUGUUAUAGACAGAUAUUUUAAGGGCCGGUCACUGGCUGGGACUGGUUAUUCCAUCACCCUCUCUGCUGUCUCCCUCCUCGCAUUUUACCUCACUAGUUCCUGGGGGAUCGUCUUCAACACUGUGUUCAUGUUUCUGGCUGGGGUUUUUAACUGUGGGCCAGACAGUAUAUUAGGUGGCUCCAUCCCUAAUGAGUUGGGGGAGAUGGAUGGGAGGAAUGCGGCAGCAGCUGCUGUUGGACUGGUCAAUGGAUUCGGCAGCGUGGGGACGUUUCUGGAGGGACCAAUCAUUGGUUUGAUAUCCGCCCACUACGGAUGGUCCGGAAUGUUUUAUAUGAUGAUCGGUUUGUCGGGAGUCGGAGCUCUGGCUGUCCUCCGAGCUUUGUCCAUCUAUAACAGUCGACAGGGGAAAAUACCCCUGGAAAUGGAGGAGGUUGCGUAGGAGAUCUCAAAACCAGGAAUAAUCAGCUCUCUGCUGCUCUUUCAUUGUUUUUUAUUAACAAUCGGAUUAUACGUUGAGUCAAGAAGACCUAGCAUUGUAAUUGGGGCUUUGAUAGGUUAUUAAUUUUAAAAAGGUUCAAAUGUAGAUAUCAUUUUUCAUUUGCCAUUAUUCAGGAGAGAGAGAAUUUAAAUGAUGUGUUAAUGAGAUCUAGAGAUUUAAAGCAAUAUGAGCUGUAUUAUUUAGAUUUUUAUUUUGCUGCAAAAACCUGCUUGUAUGAUAAGUCUGCAUAUAACCUAAACUUUUAUGAUAAAUAAGGUUUGAAAAAAUCAUUAAUUUUUGUCAGAGGAAAGAUUUCUCUUCUAAGGAACAUAUAGCAAAUCAAUUUUUGUACAGGACGACAAUAAUUAAAUUUUGCUCCAAUUAAGGCUUCUUAACGGUCUUUUCCACAAAAAAUUGGCUAAAAAAAAUUUAAAAACCAUGAUAUUUUUUUGUUGUUUUGGUAGAAAAAAAACAUUUUGUAAAAAAAAAAAUCUUCAUGAAAAUUGCAGCUCAUAUUGCUUUAAAGUGUAACAGUUGUUUUUAAGGAGAGUAUUUGAGAUUAAGUGAGCUAUACUGAAUGAAGCACAUUGCCAGGCCAUAUAGUUUCUAUCUCCAAUAAGACAAAUACUGAUACAUGUACAUUCAUAUUUGCUGAUGAAAUAUAGAAAUGCUCCAAAAUGGUGGCUUUUAAAAAUAAAAUUCUAGUAAAAGUAUUAAAAAUUAGAAUGAUACUACAAUGUACUGUUGUUAAUGAGCUGAAACCAAAAUGAAGAAAAACAUUUACAUGCAUGUACAAGCAGUUAAAUCCCAAAUUACAUGUAAUAUUUAUGAAAUUAAUACAGACAUAUAUAUAAAUUACUGGCAUAUACAUAUAUACAUGUUUAGUUUUGGAAAACUGCAUUUUAAUGAUAAUUUUCUGUCAUCUAAUAUAAACCAAGAAGCUGACCAUUCCUUAUCAAAUAAAGCUUUACAUACAAACAAGAUGUUGAAUAGAAAAACACUUUUGUUAAUAGUUUAUUGAGAGGAUGUUAAACGGUAUCAUAAGUUCAUAAUGAAUGAUAGUUUAAUAAGUGUGCCUGUAAAAAAAGGAAAUGUCUAUGCAAAUACUGGAACAGACCGGGGUUACCCAUUAGAAGCUAUAUGAAAUUUAUGUCUUAAUUUUGAUUUGGCAAUCAAUGGAUUUUUCUGUUACUAUUAUAUGUUCAUCUCUGUUUACAUAUUAAUAUACAUUUAACUUCGUCUUUUCUUGUAGAAUUUCAUGUACUGGUAGUACUAUAAGCUGCUCUUUAUCAUUUAUUUAUUUGAUUUAUCUGUGAUAUUUUUCUGUCAACUUACUGUAAAUUCUUUAUUUUACUCGAGUACCUAAUUCACACAUAGAACACAUAGAAGUCAGGUUCAUCCAUUAGAUUGUACAUGUAUGAACUGUAUCAGAUUCUACGACUACUGGCUUGUGUGAAAGUCACACCAAGCCUCCAUCAUGAUAAAUACAUGUAUCAGCUAGAGAGAGGGAGACACACAGUAACAAACUUCCUGUCAUUCAAAGAAUGAACUAAACAAAAAAUGUGAUUCUUCCAUUAUCAAUACUGCAUCUUCUCUCUUGCACAGAUUAUUUUCCCAUUAUCCAAACACAUGAUGAGGCGUCUAGCUAGGAGGGUUCUGAUUGGUUGAUUUGUCAGACAUUACCAGUACUUUUGGUAAAUGUUUGUCCGACUCCUAUAUAUUUUUUGCUUUAAAAAUUUAGAUAUAAAACACACAUUAGAAACUAUAGUUUUUAUCUUGUUUGCAGUGUUUUCUUAGUUUAUUCUUUGCAUGACUAUUAAUAUUAUAUUAUAUACAUGUAUAUUUAUAUUUUAUGAAUUCAGUGCAAACUACUGAACAAUUUUUGCAAUAAAAAAGGAAAAAACUGGUCUGCUUGAAAUCUAUUUUUUUUAAG